AUGCAGUUCUGCGCCGGAGACAGAAAUGGCUCUUGUACAAGGACCAGCUGGUCCGAUAACAUCCGCGUCGUUAUGUACAGCAUGAUGUCGUGCAUAAUCCUGACCACGCUGGCCGGAAACCUGAUGGUGAUCAUCUCCAUCUCACACUUCAAGCAGCUCCACACACCCACCAACUGGCUGAUCCACUCGAUGGCCACGGUGGACUUUCUGCUGGGCUGCUUCGUGAUGCCUUACAGCAUGGUGCGAUCGGUGGAGAGCUGCUGGUAUUUCGGCCGGCUUUUCUGCAGAAUCCACACCAGCACGGAUAUCAUGCUGAGCUCGGCGUCCAUUUUCCACCUGUCCUUCAUUUCUAUCGACCGCUACUACGCCGUGUGCCACCCGCUGAGGUACAAAACCAAGAUCAACGCCUUCGUCGUGCUGGUCAUGAUCUCUGUCAGCUGGACGGUCCCUGCCCUCUUCGCUUUCGGGAUGGUGUUUCUGGAGCUCAACUUAAAAGGAGUAGAAGACCUUUAUCAGCAGCAGGUUCUCUGUGUUGGAGGCUGCUUAGUGAUUUUCAGCAAAACUUCAGGCAUUCUCGCUUUCAUGACCUCCUUCUACAUCCCUGGAUUUGUUAUGUUGUGCAUCUAUGGGAAAAUCUUCUUCAUAGCCAGGAGACAGGCAAGGUCCAUUAAUGACACCGCCCAGCAGAUGCAGGCAGGGUUCGAAGAGACUCGCCGGCCUUCGCGGAGCAGAGAGAGGAAAGCCGCGAAAACCUUAGGGAUCGUGAUGGGUGUGUUUCUCCUUUGUUGGUGCCCAUUUUUCUUCUGCACCGUCAUGGAUCCUUUUAUUGGCUAUACGAUACCCCCCGUCCUCAGAGAGGCUUUGAUUUGGUUGGGCUAUUUAAAUUCAACCUUCAACCCUAUGGUUUACGCGUUUUUCUACCCGUGGUUUCGGAAGGCCCUCAAGAUGGUCCUAGUGGGGAGAAUUUUCCAAAAGGGCUCUUCCACCUCUAAAUUGGUUUUAGAGACAUGUGUCUAG
Tachyglossus aculeatus (Australian echidna) is the source of this 1017-nucleotide messenger RNA. Its product is annotated as trace amine-associated receptor 1-like. Gene Ontology annotation, biological process: G protein-coupled receptor signaling pathway. The record is from RefSeq and is a predicted model, not a curated record. Gene Ontology annotation, molecular function: trace-amine receptor activity. The coding region runs from base 1 to 1017 and encodes 338 amino acids. Gene Ontology annotation, cellular component: membrane. The transcript has a single exon. Lineage: Eukaryota; Metazoa; Chordata; Mammalia; Monotremata; Tachyglossidae.